This is a messenger RNA of Solanum lycopersicum (tomato), 639 nucleotides long. The record is from RefSeq and is a predicted model, not a curated record. Lineage: Eukaryota; Viridiplantae; Streptophyta; Magnoliopsida; Solanales; Solanaceae.
AUGGCUUCAAGUUAUAGCUUCGUAUUUCUUCAUGUGUUAGUCAUAUUUUGUCUAGCACACACGGCUUUUUCGGAUUUAUCAGAUGAUUUCUACGAUGAUAUUUGUCCCCAAGCUUUACCAACCAUUAGACGGGUUGUUGAGGAUGCAAUCAGCCAAGAGAGGCGUAUGGGCACCUCUUUGCUACGUUUACAUUUUCACGAUUGUUUUGUUAACGGUUGUGACGCUUCAAUUCCUCUUGAUCAAACGGCUACUAUUGAUAGUGAGAAGACUGCUCUUGCUAAUAACAAUUCUGCUAGAGGAUUUGAGGUGAUCGAUAGAAUCAAAUCAGAGGUUGAUAAAGUUUGUGGACGUCCAGUUAUAUCUUGUGCGGACAUAUUGGCUGUUGCAGCUUGUGACUCUGUUGUUGCUUUACAUGGACCAACAUGGGAAGUGGAACUAGGAAGAAGGGAUUCUACUACUGCAAGUAGAACCAUUGCUGACAAUGACAUUCCAACACCGUUCAGGGACUUAUCUACACUUGUCGACAACUUUAAGAAGCAAGGUUUGGAUGAGGAAGACCUCGUUGCUCUCUCCGGUGCCCACACACAUCAAACUAACGUUAGAUUGAUAUACGUUACUCACAGUAGAAUAAAAUGUUAA